UAUCACUGUGUGUGUAGCAGAUGGCCAGGCUGGGAUGUCAGUAGUUGUCAGAUGGUGAGGGUUUCAGUAGUCGCAGAUUCUCAAAGUUGUUUUCUGGCCCGUUUUGUCCAUUUUAACAGUUUAUUCAUCAAAACCAUAGAGAUCUUUACCUAAUCUUCUACACUUGCUUGGGGAAAAAGGUUUAUUACUCAUUUCAUAACACUACUUGUAUGUGGACUGUGUUUCAGGAUGUGCAUUUGGACUAAGGAUUUUAGGGCUACAUGCAAUGAACAAUACAGGAAUGCAUUCCCUGUGAAGAUGUACAAGGACAACAUGUAAUUCGGCUAAUUCUCCAUUUUGGGUAUUAACUCUUGAUCCACAAUGACAGACCCCUCGAUGUUGGUGACAGAGGGGGUGAUUCCCACAGUGGUGUCAACACACAGCUGUGUUAUGGAGGUCAGGAAGAAUUAUGAGGUCAUUCCUUCAAUAGCCUGCACCGUGUGCUUUAUACUAGGGACUCUCUACUGCUUCUGUGGAUACCGCUGUUUUAAAUUAGUAAUGUUCCUGUCUGGGCUGGCAUUUGGGACUGGCAUAGGCUACCUGCUGUGUCUCCGAGAGCAGCUGCUGGACUCACCGCUGGACGCAGAGACACGGGCAGGCAUCUCUCUAGGCGUUGGCUUACUGGGAGGAUUGGUGAGCAUAUUAGUGCGUUGUGUGGGUCUGUUCCUCACUGGUCUCCACCUGGGCCUGCUGUGCUCCAUCACCGUGCUGUUGGCAGCUGGACAGUAUUACCCCGUCCUCAGUCCUGUGUGGGUACCUGCAGGAACAGUACUUGGCACUGGUGUAUUUUUUGCUGUACUGACACUCUGCUGGCAGAGAAGCAUGACCAUGGUGGCUACAGCAACUCUUGGUGCCGCCAUUGUCAUGACAUGUGUGGAUUACUGCAUGAAGACACCAAUGCUGGUGUGGAGAGCACAUGUGGGGCUGCAGAGGAACCAAGAAAAGGCGCUGUGCUGGUACAGCUGGCUGAUGUUGGGCAUCUGGAUUGUGGUAGCAGCUUUGGGAAACCUAGUGCAGCAUAAAUUCACUGCCAAAGGAAUGUCACACACUGAAGUGAUAGUGAGUGGAAAACAAAAGCAGCUCCAGCUGAUGAAGAUCAGACAGACAAAUACACGUCGACUUCCAGCCGGAAAAUAUCGCCGCAGACCUCCACCUCUCAAACGAUACGCAGGAGAUGUGCUCGCUCCGAGCUACUUGGCGAACCUGCGCGAGAGGCAGACGAGCACGGGCUCGUCUAUGAGCAGUCUGAGCACAGUCUACCACACCAUGAUCGACUUUGACUUUGAGACAGGAUCCAUGGUGCCUCUCACAACCUCCUCACCUGCAGUGAUCAGGGUGUGAAUGAACUCAGAAUCAUGCACAACCACCCAAACACCCCUUCACACACACACACACACUUGGAAAGAGGAUUUGACAGUGUUGAGUAGCAGCUGAGGUGAACAGACUAGACGAGUGCUUCAGAGAGUGUGUAUGUGUGUGCUGACAACUUGGACUCUGAUUUGACUAAUAACAAGUCUGUGGAGUCUACUGAAGAAUGAACACUGAAUCUUCUCAGGACUUCAGGGUGCAUAAACGCUUAAAGCCACAAAUACUCUAAAACUCUUACUCGUUACUUUAGCUCGUUACUUUAACACAACCCUAACUAAUUUGCAUUCAGCUUUGAAAGUCAGAUAUAUAACAAAUAUUUCUGACCUGUCCUGCUUGUCUGCUCCUGCUGUUAUUUUUGUUAGUAUCAACACACAGUAUUUUCUUAUGAAUUCAGUUGGUUCCGUUUCCCUAAAUUGUAAAGAUAUUAGUGAUUUUUGAGUUACGAUUGAAUGAGUGUAGUAAUCAUGUGAUGUACUGUAGUGCUGCAUAAAUACUAUACUGUCUCCAUUACUCUCUUCUGUUAAUGUACAUGGCCUUUCUUUCUUUAUAUCUGGCUGAUUCCACCUGCACGAAAGUUAAAACUAUCCACUUCCACAAGUUUUCAGUAGAGGGCAUGUCACAUCGCAGUCAUGAUAGGUGUUUUCACUGAUUUGUCUGUCUGCUGAUUUCAAGGUAAAUUUCUUUUUGCCAAUUUGGGUUUGUUCUUUUGUUUGGUUUCCAACUGAACUUAAUUAAACAAUAUUUUUAAUACUUUUAAUGCUGAGGGAGAUAUAGGGCUGAAUAUGGACGAAUGGAUGAACUAAACACUGCUUUAUGGUGAAAGCACUCUAAUUAUAACCGUAAAAGGACCUUAGUUUGCAUUCAAACCAAGCACACAUCAUAUCUCUCUCCUGAGCUAUGGAUAAGAGUCUUUAUGAACACAUUUAAUCUCUCUCUCUCUCUCUGUCCCUUCAGAACUAGUCAAAUUUAUAUACAUAUAUAUAUAUAUAUAUAUAUAUAUAUAUAUCAGCCGUCCUGCACGCUAUUAUUGUUUUCAGGUCAAAAUGCAUUUCCUCUUUCCUCAAAGAAGUUUUGUCUAUGAGCGUAGACAGGGAGUGUUUAAUCUUAUCCACAAAAGGGCGAUGUGAGUGCAGGCUUUCAUUCCGAUCGAGCAGGAACUACACCUGAUUUCACCUGAUUAAUUAGUAGCUCUUGCCUUUCUGUAGACUCAGGUGUGGAUUCUGUGUGAUUGGAAUGAAAGCCUGCACCUACACAUAACAGCCCUUUCCAGAACAGAUUGGACACAACUGGUCUAGACUACCUUAAGGAAAUAUCACAUGCAUACAUUAUCAUUAAACUCUAUAACACUUGUGAGAUUACAGUCACCAGUGGCCUUGUGUGGUCCUAAAAACAACUGAGCUUGAUUUUGUCUGUCAGUGACAAGCAAUUUGUGCUGGAAGUGAAAACAUUGAUAAACGUGGAAUUCAAAACAGGAUGUUCAGCUAUUCAUUUAAAACACAACAGGCCCUACACCUAAUGCUCCAAUGUUGAAAAUGUGUGCUUGGGUUAGUAGUAUUAGGCUCCUGAUAAAUGGUGUAUUUAUUAAACUCAGCAAAAUAGCCACAACAUUGAUAAAGAGUAUAUAUACACUGCAUAAUUUAAUAUAUUGUUAAUAUAUUCCUAAAAUAUGAUAUAUUUCAUUUUCUAAAUCAGAUAUUUUUCCCUCGUGAACAAGCCAGAGGCAAUGGUGACAAAGAGAAAUGACAUGACAUGAUAUUAGGAAGAAACAUGAAAGGAAAUCAGAGUCCAAAGGGAACCCAUUCUCAUCUGGGUGACACCGGACAGUGUGAUUAUAAACAAUUUCCUUUCUAUAACUGUACACUAUAUAGUUAAGUGCAAUUGUGUAACCAGAAGCUUUUGAGCAACUUAUGAAUAUGAGUGUCAGUGUCCUUUCUGAAUUCAUUACAGUUUUGAUAUAAA
Messenger RNA from Tachysurus vachellii, 3366 nucleotides. Its product is annotated as transmembrane protein 198-like. The transcript has 5 exons. The coding region runs from base 361 to 1380 and encodes 339 amino acids. The record is from RefSeq and is a predicted model, not a curated record. Lineage: Eukaryota; Metazoa; Chordata; Actinopteri; Siluriformes; Bagridae. Gene Ontology annotation, cellular component: plasma membrane.